GAAAAAAAACUACACCCCUCCCUCUCUCACACACAGUCAGUGUGUGUGUGUGUGUGUGUGUGUGUGUGUGUGUGUGUGUGUGUGUGUGUGUUUGACAGAGUAGAGAACGAGUCUGAAGAAACGAGGAAAAGUUCUCCAAGCAGCUCCGCGGAUCUGGUGUUUGUUUCUGUUUCUUUCGCGAACCUGACGCAGAAGGACGGAUCCGUGCGCAGAGAAUGUCGACUGCAUCUGUGAGCAGAUUGUGUGCGUUUUGGUGUUGUGUGUUUGCUGUCCUGCCCUUAACAACGGCUGAGGAAGCAGAGAAGCCGGCGGCCGGACGAAAGUCUCGUCAGGCAGAAGAGGAGGCGCUUGAAGGAGUGUGGGGUCCAUGGAGCGAGUGGGUGGAGUGUUCUCAGAGCUGCGGAGUGGGCGUGUCUGAGAGGCGGAGACAGUGUUCCCAACCUCCCCAAGCUCCGCCUCUUAUGUGGAACCGACCACCUUACAUUCCUCCGGGUGUCCCAAACAACACCCCUGUGAUCUCUGCGGUCAGACCCUACUACAACUCCUUGUAUCCCGUCAAUGAGCCCCCUCCAUAUGGAGCAGGGGGCGCUGAGAGGCCUCCUUACUUUUCCCCGCCUCUCCCAGCCAAUCCCAAUCCUGGAUUACCACUCUACCGAAAUGAAGCCGGCGGCGCUGGACCAGUGCAGUUUGGCCCACCCAAUCAGGAGCCGGUUUCAGUGUACCGUUCACCUUCCUCAUCUGCUUCACUUCCCUAUGGGAGAGUUCCCGCACGAUCGCCCAAUCACGGCAGAGCUGUAGGCAGUGGAAGCAGGAGGUCGGUUUCCACCAAUAGAGAUCCAGCGUCUGUAAGAAGGUCUAGUUCUUCUAUUCGUCCUGGACAGUUUGGGUAUGGCAGGGUUCCGUUCUCUCUUCCCUUACACAGACAAAACCGUCACGCUCGACACACACGCCGCCACAACACCACCUCCACAGACGGUCUCGAUGCUCUCAGUGUGAACUCCAGCGCACAUGUGGAUAAAACACAGGGAGAAGUAGAACAAAUGAUCACAGACACUGUUAAUAGAGAACGAAAUGAGAAGGAAAAGGAGACGGAGGCAGCAGACGUGGAGACUGAUGCUGCAGCCGAGAAAACAAGUGAUGGAGAGCGCGUGGAGAGAGUGCGGGAACAUGAGCGAAUCACACAUUCACGGCCCCUGACCCAGAGACACAGGGCCCACGACAGACGCGUCGACGGCCGAGCUUCUCGCCAAGUCCCACACUCCUACACACACACCAUCCAGCGAUCGCACACUCCCAGAGAGCCUCCUCCCUACAGCCUCCAGACUCCCACAAACCCAAACCCCGAACCCUGGGUGCUGCACAACGCCGGCCAGCCCUCCAGACACGAAGCCGAGAGGGACUGGAGGCCUCCAGCGGCGGCCCACAACUACAGAUGCUCUGGACGGGACACAGAGUACCGCAGGUGCAGCCUACAGGCAUGUCCAGGUGCUGCAGUAAACUCCAGGGCUGAGCAGUGUGCAGCGUUCAACAAUCAAGAGUUUAUGGGACGUGUGUAUGACUGGGAGCCUUUCACAGAAGUGGGUCUGGAGCAGCAGUGUGAGCUGACCUGUCGGCCGGUCGGGUAUCGCUUCUACGUGCGGCAGGCGGAGAGGGUACGAGAUGGAACGCCCUGCGCAAAUAACACACCCGAUGAUGUUUGUGUGGGAGGACGCUGUCUGAGCGAGGGCUGUGACGGCGUGUUGGGCUCUGGGUUGGUCCGGGAUCGCUGUGGCGUGUGCGGCGGGGGAGAUGGCACCUGCGAGAGGGUCACGGGAAGUUUCCUGAACACCAGCGUCCCACUGGGCUACCACAAAAUCCUGGACGUCCCGCCUGGAGCCACGGCCAUCAACAUCACUGAGAGACGAGCCAGUCCCAACUAUCUGGCUCUGCGCAGUGGAACAGGUCAGUCUGUGGUGAACGGACGCUGGGCGGUCGAUCCUCCGGGAGAGUAUCAGGCAGGAGGGACCACCUUCCUGUACAGCCGACCCAAAGCUGGGCCUCAAGAUCAGGGAGAAGAGAGAGGAGAAACCCUCACCGCUCCUGGACCCACAACAGCCCAGCUGCAGCUAUACAUUAUUUUCCACAGGCAGAAUCCAGGCAUAGACUAUGAAUAUUACAUCCCAGUGGAGAAACGGAGAGACGGAGAGAGAGAAGUACACAGAGAGAGAGAGCGAGGACGAGCGGCGCUCCGAGAAAUCAGUAGCGUCUCAAUGGCAGUGGAGAACCCUGUGGCUCCUCCUCCUGUGUUGUCUUCUGCCUCCUCACCUCCAUUUUCAUUCCCUUCCUCCUCAUCUUCCUCAUCGUCUUCCUCUGUAUCUGAUCGAUGGCCACAAGAGAGGCCCCGCCCACAGGGCUUAGGACCCAAUCGUAACGCUCGAAUCCCUCCAAGAACGGACCUCCCAUUGGACAAUCAGCCUGCGUUCAUGUGGCAAAGAGGCGCGCUGUCAGAAUGCACUGCUACCUGUGGAAAAGGCUCUCAGUACAGAGAGAUUGUGUGUGUGAAUCGACACACAGAACAGGAAGUCCAUGAGAGGAGGUGUGACUCCGCAACCAGACCUGCGUCAGAGGAGGAACCGUGUAACAUUCAUCCCUGUCCACCAUUCUGGGAUAUGGGUUCGUGGUCCGAGUGCAGUGUUUCUUGCGGCUGGGGUGUGCAGCAGCGUCACAUACAGUGCAGGCAGAGUUUUGGGAAUCGCUCAACCAUGGUUUACCCUCAGCGCUGCGCCAGUCUCACCCGUCCCAACGCCACGCAGCCCUGCCACCCACGCGUCUGCUCGCACUGGGAGAUCAGCACCAACUGGAGCAUGUGCUCAGUGGAUUGUGGAGUGGGAAAGAGAACCCGGAGCGUACGCUGUGUCAGUGACCAUGGCAACACUGUGAAUGACAGGGAGUGCAGUGACAGGCUCCGCCCACAGCGCACCGAGGACUGUCACAUGGGUCCUUGUGUCACUAACUGGUACUUCACAGACUGGACAAACACUUGCUCUGCGACAUGCGGGCCGGGCGUCCAGCGUAGAGAGGUAGUGUGUUUGACCGGCGGAGGCAGGAGAGAAGGAGACGGAGGAAUGGAGUGUGGGGGGGAGAAACCAGCUGAUAUGAAGGCCUGUAACGGGGGACCCUGUACACCCACCCACCUCUGGUACACCGGACCCUGGGGACAGUGUAACGCAGCGUGUGGAAACGGCACCCAGCGCAGGGACGUCAUCUGUGUGAAGAAGACAGGAAGUGACUUCACCGUGAGCACUGCCGACAAGUGCUCACACCUGGAGAAACCAUCUCCAGUGCAGCCGUGUGAACUGCAGCCCUGCAAACCACAGUGGUUCACCACUGAGUGGAGCACGUGCUCUCGGUCCUGCGGUGAAGGGGUGCAGACGCGGGAGGUGCGGUGUCUCACUGCAGACAAACAGUACAACGCAGCCUGCGAUCUGGACUCUAAACCUGUGCAUGAGCGCUCCUGCAACACCAUACCCUGCAGUCCCUUCGAAGAUGAGAACUGUAAAGACAGACGACAUAACUGUGUAAUGGUGGUCCAGGCUCGACUCUGCGUUUACUCCUACUAUAAGACCGCCUGCUGCGCGUCCUGCACCCAGAGUGCUCAGCGGGCCAAAAGACAUUAACCCUGCACAAGUCACAGAGACAUCAGGUUCAGAGAUUCACCACCAGAGCCAAAACUCAGCCAAUCAUAGUUCUAUCAGAGGAAACAGCCAAUCAGAGGCCAUUCAGGUUCAUAAGGAAUUUCAGGAGAGAAUUCCAACUUGAACUGAGCUGAGAUCAGGAUCCCUUUAAAGAGAAAGUUUUCAAAUGUUACCGCAUAUGGGCUCAUAGGCUCAAAUGAUUGACAGGAGCUCUUUCCCCAUUGAUGACGAGUGUUUAGUACACUAUACUGUCAAAUACUCAACCAUUCCUUAAAUCAUCUUUAAACAAAUGCACUGAAGUCGCAGGUCCACAUUCUGGACACGUGUAUGAAGAUAUUGCCAAGUGGGAACAAUUCUAGAAGUUGCCUUUGUGCUUUUGUCACACAUGAAGUAUUUCAUAACGGUUUACUUUAAUUGCAAGUAAGUGGAUACAGAAUCUGGUAUUUGAACUAAUAUUCUGCCUCAUUUGAUCGGUUUAUUUGUGCGACUUAAGUAUAAACAUGCAGAUAAAACAUUAAUUAAACACACAUCAAUUAAUGUGUGUCCUUCACUCCUAAGUAUGUUGCAUUAGCACUAAAAACAUACUGUUUUUGUUAGUAAAUAAAAAAGCUAAAUAUUUUCCAAUUAAAAUCAUGAAGAUACAUCAAAAUUACAUACUUAUUGCAUAAAACUUGUGAGCGGCGAUACAUUUUUACGUAAACAUUGAUCCUCCCCUCAGAAACAGUGCCUUUGGCCUUGUCUCAGUCCUCUAAAUGGUCCUUAAUAUAUCAGUACUUCAGCAAGGACAUAAAUAUUCCAGCAUAAGUGCUCAUGACUGUCUAAAAAUAGCACACUUAGUGCUGACAGUCAGUCCUACAUAUCAUAUUUGAGUGCAGUGUGAACAGAAAUCUGGAAAUCUACUAUGAAUCUAGUUCAUCAUUAAGCUAUAAAGAGAAGAUGAGCAUAAUGAUCAGCUCUCUUUAUUUGAUUCAGUCUUUAUUUCUUUAGGUUUUGUCUGAAUGUAUAUCAGUGCUUUUAGUGUUUCAUGUUUUUGUCCAUUUUUGUUUGUGUUUUUGGGCUUUAUUGUUAUUUCUGGCUGUUUUUAUUGGUUCCCACAUUGUAAAUUAAAGCAAUAUUUCGCCCAAAAAUAAAUGAAAACGUGCUCACCCUCAGGCCAAUCAAGACGUAGAUGAGUUUUCAUCAGGUUUGUAGAAAUAUGUGUCUGCAUCAGUGUCUCAGCAAUGGAUGCUCUGCAGUGAAUGGGUGCCGUCAGAAUGAGAGUCCAAACAGCUGAUAAAAACAUCACAAUAAUCCUCACCACUUCACCUUCAGUUAACAUCUUGUCCAUUAUUUCAGAUGUUUUAAGUUUUAAGCAUAUUUCUCUCCUGGUUCAGAUGAGGUGACUUUUUCACUAGAGGAAGGAUUAUUAUGGAUUAUGGACUUGUAUUUUAGCCGGAAGCAAUGGUUUGAAGUUAAAAUGUCAUCAUUCACAAGACAUUAACUGAUGGACUGAAGUGUUGUGGAUUAUUGUGAUGUUUUUAUCAGCUGUUUGGACUCUCAUUCUGACGGCACCCAUUCACUACAGAGCAUCCAUGGGUGAACAAGUGAUGUACUACUAAAUUUCUCCAAAUCUGAUCCCAUGGACAAAAAAAAAAAACUCAUUUACAUCUUGGAUGGCCUGAGGGUGAAGACAUUUUCAGAUCAUUUUCAUUUUUGGGUGAACUAUUUCUUUAAAAUAUGGCCAUUACAGAAUCAAAGCCACAGUAACAUUAACGGUUUUAAGACAUUAUUUUAAACCAUGGAGCAGUGUUGUUGUGCAUAUUGUAUUGUGUAAUAUAAGGCCUAAAGGGUUGCUGUGGAUAUAUGCGCAGGCAGAAUGCAUUUAGGGCGGCAUUAUUUGUGUGGAUUUUUCAUUGCAUUAGUAGCCUAUUAAAUAUGCAAAAAGUAUAGUGAUUUCAGCCAAAGUCAGGUACAAUGCAAGACCAUUGCCCUAGAUCAAACUGAGGUUAAAGUAAUCUCUAGUGUUAGAACAUGUGAGCUUUCUGUUACUAGUCCAUAGUCUAUAACCACUAGGCGAUCACAAUCUUGUAUGCAAUGAGCAGUAUGUCAAUGAGCAUUUGAAUAUAUAAAUGAGUAAUAACAGAGAUGGGAUGGAUUUUUGUCACAGUAACUUGACUCCAGGCAAAAACAAUUUUUAAUUUUAGUAUAUACAUACAGUCAGUUGUGUGUGUGUGUGUGUGUGUGUGUGUGUGUGUUGCUUGUGCGCGGGUGUGUUUCAUGUCUGAGAGUUUAUGUAUAUUAUGUAUAUUAUCACAUACCUUUAGACAGGUAGCAGAUACUCUUUAGAAGAAUAAAAAGAUGCUUUUAUAUAUAAAACAGGAAACAUAGCUAUUUAUCUAUGAUAAGAUACAUAUAAUUUAUUUUUUUUCUUAUAUGGAUCAGUUACUGUCUUUGAAAAAUUCAAGAUCAACUUGUUGCUAUACAUAUAUGUUGCUUUGUUGUGGAAUAAACAGUGUGUGCAGAUUUUACAACAAUUAUUAUUCAUAAUAAACAAACCUAAAACCAUA
Onychostoma macrolepis is the source of this 6220-nucleotide messenger RNA. It is a transcript of the gene adamtsl4, whose product is annotated as ADAMTS-like 4. The coding region runs from base 216 to 3656 and encodes 1146 amino acids. Gene Ontology annotation, cellular component: extracellular matrix. NCBI's taxonomy places the organism in Eukaryota, Metazoa, Chordata, Actinopteri, Cypriniformes, Cyprinidae. The record is from RefSeq and is a predicted model, not a curated record. Gene Ontology annotation, biological process: extracellular matrix organization. The transcript is spliced from 17 exons. Gene Ontology annotation, molecular function: metalloendopeptidase activity.